Molecule: messenger RNA, 905 nt
Organism: Mauremys mutica (yellowpond turtle)
Lineage: Eukaryota; Metazoa; Chordata; Testudines; Geoemydidae
Product: trefoil factor 2-like
Exons: 6
Coding region: 298-708 (136 amino acids)
Biological process (GO): maintenance of gastrointestinal epithelium
Source: RefSeq, a predicted model, not a curated record
GAAGCAAAGAAUGAACAAAGUGCUAACCCAUUAUACUUUGAUGGAUCAUGCCUUCCAUAAAGAAACUCCAAUACACUGAGUAUGGAUGGAUUUUGAGCAAAGUGAGCUUUGCUAUGGCCAAAUGGAUUGUGAGCUAUCCUGUCACUGGUUCAGGAAUAAAUAUCGCCUUGGCUCAAUGGAAGUCUUGAAGCAGAAAUUAUAUAUUCGGAAGGAAAAUAUUGCUCUGGCAAGUUGUUUUAUUAGAAAUAUAUAGCAACCGUUUGAAGCUGCUCAGAGGUUUGGAAUGUCCCCAAGGAAAUGAGCUCAGGACUCCAAACUGCAAUGGACCAGAAGGGGAUCCAGUUACUCUCAGUCAUCCUCAUUUUAGGGCUCAGUGCACUGACUGAAGGAGCAGAAGCCCCAGCUCCAUGCCGAUGUAAUGUGGAUCCAAAAACCAGAGACAACUGCGGGCCUCCAGGAAUCACUGCUGAGCAAUGCGAGAAUGCAGGAUGCUGCUUCAGUUCAGAAGUUCCUGGCGUCCCCUGGUGCUUCACUCCUCUCGCAAGAAAAUAUAAAAAGGUCUGCCAAGAAGAGGUAAAACUCAGACAGAACUGUGGUUACCCCGGCAUCUCAGCUGAAGUAUGUGAGGCAAGAGGAUGUUGUUUUGAGUCAAGACCCCCUGCUGUCCCCUGGUGCUUUUUUCCUCAUCUGGUGGAAGAAGCUUGUUAAAGAGACCGUGCUUUCAGGAACUUUCACCAGGAACCUCUCUGUCAGUGGAUCUACUCACGCAGGAAAAUAAUAGAAAGCCCUCACCUCUUACACUUUGCACUCUGAAAUCAUUCUGAUUUCCAGAUCAUUUUUGCCUUGGAUUUACUCCUUUUCCAAUGACCCUAUUAAUCACAGCUUUUAUUCUUUUCAGUCAGUUG